AUGAACUCGCUCGAGAUUUCGCCUUCAGAACUGGCGCCGAAGUUCGCGCCAUUCUUUGGAAUGGCCGGAAUCGCCUUCGCCAUGACUUUCGGAUGUUUUGGUGCCGCAUAUGGAACUGCGAAGUCUGGAAUUGGAAUCGCAGGCGUGGGAACAUUUCGACCAGAUUUGAUCAUGAAAUCUCUCAUCCCCGUGGUUAUGUCCGGUAUCAUAGCGGUAUACUCACUGGUUAUUGCGGUCUUGAUUGCAGGAGACAUGGGCCCUCCACCCGGGCAAGAUUAUAGUUUGUUCAAUGGAUUUAUGCAUCUUGCUUGUGGCCUUUCGGUUGGGUUGACGGGUUUGGCUGCUGGUUACGCGAUCGGCGUGGUAGGAGACAUGGGAGUACGAUCAUAUAUGUAUCAAUCAAGGAUAUUUGUGGGCAUGGUUCUGAUCCUUAUCUUCGGAGAGGUGCUGGGCCUUUAUGGACUCAUUGUUGCUCUUAUCCUAAACACCAAGAGUAGAGGGUAG
Messenger RNA from Glarea lozoyensis ATCC 20868, 504 nucleotides. Its product is annotated as F1F0 ATP synthase subunit C. Gene Ontology annotation, biological process: proton transmembrane transport. Gene Ontology annotation, cellular component: proton-transporting V-type ATPase, V0 domain. The transcript has 6 exons. NCBI's taxonomy places the organism in Eukaryota, Fungi, Ascomycota, Leotiomycetes, Helotiales, Helotiaceae. Gene Ontology annotation, molecular function: proton-transporting ATPase activity, rotational mechanism. The coding region runs from base 1 to 504 and encodes 167 amino acids. The record is from RefSeq and is a predicted model, not a curated record.